Molecule: messenger RNA, 288 nt
Organism: Protopolystoma xenopodis
Lineage: Eukaryota; Metazoa; Platyhelminthes; Monogenea; Polystomatidea; Polystomatidae
Source: the annotation of a GenBank genome assembly
UGGCCGAGACAGCCUCUUCAAGUGGCCGACAACAUUCUGGCCAGCAGAGACGAGAUAGCAAAUCUGUGCAUACUAAAAUUGCUUAUUAUUCCGUGCUUUUCGGGCCUGGUUGGCAUUCGAGCCUACUCGCCUCCUCACUUCUCCAUCAUCCGCGCAUACGUCUCGCAUGAUUUGGCCAAGUCUUCUUCACUGCUCACCUGUCCGUGGCUUGAUGGUGGAGGCCGGUGCUGCCAAGGUCCGAAAGUAGACCACACAAUUCGGUGCAUCGCUCCAAAGAAGGCACUCUAA